AUGGCGGUUGGAAAGAACAAGAGACUCUCAAAGGGCAAGAAGGGCCUCAAGAAGAAGACCGUGGACCCCUUCUCUCGCAAGGACUGGUACUCGAUCAAGGCCCCUAACCCUUUUAACGUACGAGACGUUGGGAAGACCCUCGUCAAUCGCACCAGUGGUCUCAAAAACGCCAACGAUGCUCUGAAGGGUCGUGUUGUUGAGGUCUCCCUCGCCGACCUCCAGAAGGACGAGGACCACUCAUUCCGCAAGGUUCAGCUCCGUGUGGACGAGGUCCAGGGCAAGAACUGCCUGACCAACUUCUACGGUCUUGACUUCACAUCCGAUAAGCUGCGCUCCCUGGUUCGCAAGUGGCAGACCCUCAUUGAGGCCAACGUCACCGUCAAGACCACCGACGACUACCUCAUCCGCCUCUUCGCUAUCGCCUUCACCAAGCGCCGCCCCAACCAGGUUAAGAAGACCACCUACGCUGCCUCUUCCCAGAUCCGCGCCAUCCGCAAGAAGAUGACCGACAUCAUCCAGCGCGAGGCCUCCACCUGCACUCUCACCCAGCUCACCUCCAAGCUCAUCCCUGAGGGCCAGAAGGUCGAGAGGGAGUUCAAGGAGCAGGUCCUGGAGACGGUCUAA
This is a messenger RNA of Geosmithia morbida, 624 nucleotides long. Its product is annotated as small subunit ribosomal protein S3Ae. Gene Ontology annotation, cellular component: cytosol; ribosome. NCBI's taxonomy places the organism in Eukaryota, Fungi, Ascomycota, Sordariomycetes, Hypocreales, Bionectriaceae. The coding region runs from base 1 to 624 and encodes 207 amino acids. Gene Ontology annotation, biological process: translation. The record is from RefSeq and is a predicted model, not a curated record. Gene Ontology annotation, molecular function: structural constituent of ribosome. The transcript has 5 exons.